Drosophila innubila is the source of this 1265-nucleotide messenger RNA. RefSeq lists its product as uncharacterized. NCBI's taxonomy places the organism in Eukaryota, Metazoa, Arthropoda, Insecta, Diptera, Drosophilidae. The coding region runs from base 363 to 998 and encodes 211 amino acids. The record is from RefSeq and is a predicted model, not a curated record. The transcript is spliced from 4 exons.
CGGUAAGAGACUCUUGAGUAUUCAGUUGCGAAUUUCAUACAAUACGAAACGGUCGCUUGUGGGUUUUCUGUAUGUGCAAUAGAAUUCAUAUAUCGUUUGAUAUUAAGCUGAUCACUUGAUAAACCUUAUUUCAAGACGGCAGCGAGCGGUUAAGUGUCGUCUGAGAAGUUUCGCAUUAAUGCGGAAAUUAGUCAAGUCAAUAAAGUGAAGUUUUUUUGUGGUAACUCUAACAAAAGCAACAGCAACAACAACAUCAGCAUCAGCAACAAAAGCAGCAGCAGUCAACAGAGCAUCGAGUGAAAAGAAAGAGAGAAGAAUACGUGUUUGUGUUCAGAAAUACUUUAAACAAAAUACGAGCAAACAUGAUCGAGAGACGCAGUCAACUGGAUAAGAUAAUUAUCACAGCCAUGGACCGAUUCGUAUGGUUUGUGCUGUUGGUGGUCAUGACGCAUCUGGUCACCGAGUUCACUCGAGUCACGGGCUAUGCGAGAGGGCAACGUCAGGAACUGGUACUCCUCAAUGACACCAUGCUGCAUCCGAUGCCAGUACAGAACAUGCUACUCUAUCCUAGCCUUGAGUAUGCACACUACGAGCAGACAGCGGGUGCUUCAGUUGGUGGCAACAGUUUACAACAGAACGCGGCAAUGGUGCUGAGCAGUCUGGGAGUGGGCGGAGCAGGAGCUGGAAGCAAUGCUGCGGGUAACAACGCUGUGGAACCCAGCUACCCGCUCUUUAGCCUACGGCCGUUAAUUGACAGCAUUUUCGAGAUUCCGAUAUCCACGCUGCGUGCUGUCAACAAUUUGGUGGGACGCCUCACAGGCAGCUAUCGACAGGCACCGGAAUUAGUGCAAAAAUCGGCGACCAUCGAUGCGAAUACGCCCAUCCGGCUGCCUCCGGGCAAUUCAGUGCCGAUUCCGGGCAACUUUAAGCUGUCAACAACGGGAACGGCAGCUCAGCGACAGCCAAUGCCAAUGCCAAUGCGAGAAGAGUUGGCGUAGUUCAAAAAGGCAGCACUUGACAUUUUCAUUUACAUAAUUCGUAAUUAGUUUUGUAGUUCAACUUUGACCUUAGGCCUGAGCAAGGACAAGGCGCACACGUUUCUCGGUGUUGUGUUUAUGGAAAAGCUGUAAGUGUAUAAUUGUAUAAGUAUGUGUUUAAUGCAUUUUUAGUGACUAAAUAUUUUCGUUUUUAAUGUUGACUUUUGUGAUAUAUGUAAACUUGUUGUAAGCUUAAUUUAAUUGUAUUUAUAUGUACUUCAUACUGAA